ACACAUACGACAUCCGGAAACACCCUUAUAAGGUGUUUGGUGGACCGGGUGAGCGCAUUGGAGAAGAAUACCGUAUUCUUCACACGAUCUUGCUACACCGGGGACAUAAGGUGUCUAGAGCGUUUGAAGGAAUAUUUGUCAAAGGUCGAAAAAAACAUAUGGACGUUAAAAAUUUAGGCAAGGGGAUGGAUUUUCAAGAGGAUCUGCUGUACGUGACAGAAGACUACAGAUGUGCAGUUGUCAUGGUCAAAACAACUGUUUGCGGUAAACAUCGCACGUAUGAUCUGCGAAUCAGGGGUGCUUAUAUUGUACUUAAGCCUCCGCCUAAGUGCCUCGAACACUACCUGAAAUUCGAGAAGCAUGGGACAGUAGUUUAUGAGAAAAACUGCACAGAUAUACUUAAGAGACAGCAAAAGGCGGGCUUGUAUGAACCACAAAAUGAUCGCUGCGGAAAUCGCCUACACUGAUUGUUGAAUGCAUUUGGAACAUCACAAACAUCCACACCUGCUGGUAUAAAAGCUCUGCUACUUGUUUUGAACACAGCUUCACUUACGAAAA
Rhipicephalus microplus (southern cattle tick) is the source of this 558-nucleotide messenger RNA. RefSeq lists its product as uncharacterized. The record is from RefSeq and is a predicted model, not a curated record. Lineage: Eukaryota; Metazoa; Arthropoda; Arachnida; Ixodida; Ixodidae.